Molecule: messenger RNA, 2716 nt
Organism: Passer domesticus (house sparrow)
Lineage: Eukaryota; Metazoa; Chordata; Aves; Passeriformes; Passeridae
Product: zinc finger protein 271-like
Exons: 5
Coding region: 242-2716 (824 amino acids)
Source: RefSeq, a predicted model, not a curated record
AGAGAGCAGCCAGAGAAGGAGAAGGAGGUGUGGUUAGGGAGGAGAAGGGUUAGGAGGAGGCGGGGGGAUGGAAUAGGAGAAGGGGCAGGAAGAGGAGGGACAGAGGCGGAUCAAGGCUGAGCAGCAGGAAGCACGCGGUGGAGCCCUCCGUGCAUUCGCAACCCCCACCUGUGGGAUCAUCGCCCCGCAUCGCGCAGGAUUUCCCUUUGCCAACCCCAGGGAGGCUGUGAAAAAGAGGAAGAUGCCCCAGGACACUGAGGCAGGUGAGGAGGAAGUCAGUGCCCCUUCCUUCCUCUCUCCUGCUCCAUCUCCCAGCCCAGCACAGCAGAACCUCGUGGCAGAGGCUGUUUUGAGCAGCUCCACGGCGCAGGAACCCAACGGGGAGGAAAAGCCUCGGAGAUGCCGCACGAGGAGGGGCUGCAAACGCAGAUGGCGGGGAUGUGAGGGGGAAAGAGCCAGCCUGGGCCGGGAAGGCGGCCGGAGAUUGAGCCAGCGCUCGGAGCUGGUGGUCCAUGAUGAGGUUCCUGAUGGGGAGAAGCCCCACACGUGCGAGGAGUGUGGGAAGAGGUUCAGGUGGAGCUCCAAGCUGAUCAUCCACCAGAGGAGCCACACUGGGGAACGACCCUACGAGUGUGGGGAGUGUGGGAAGAGCUUCACCUGCAGCUUCAGCCUGAUCAGGCACCAGGUUGUCCACACUGGGGAAUUGCCCCAUGAGUGUGGGGAAUGUGGGAAGAGCUUUAGGUGUAGCUCCAACCUGAUCCAGCACCAAGUGAUCCACACUGGGGAACGGCCCUACAAGUGUGGGGUAUGUGGGAAGAGCUUCAGCAGGAGCUCCAACCUGAUCAGGCACCACAGGACUCACACUGGGGAACGGCCCUACGAGUGUGAUCAGUGCAGGAAGAGGUUUCAGACCAGCUCUGAUCUCCUCAAGCACCUGCGCACGCACACAGAGGAGAGGCCCUUCCGCUGCCCCGACUGCGGGCAGGGCUUCAGGCGGAACUCCCAUCUUGUCAGGCACCGACGCAUCCACACUGGGGAGAGGCCCCACGAGUGUGAGGAAUGUGGGAAGAGCUUCAGGCACAGCUCCACCCUGAUCCAGCACCAGAGGAUCCACACUGGGGAACGGCCCUACGAGUGUGGGGAGUGUGGGAAGAGCUUCAGACAUCGCGCCAAUCUGAUUUUGCACAAAAAGAUCCACACUGGAGAGAGGCCCUACGAGUGUUCUGAGUGUGGGAAAGGGUUUCGGAUUAGCUCUGAUCUCCUGCAGCACUAUCGGAUUCACACAGAGGAGAGGCCCUUCUGCUGCCCCGACUGUGGGAAGGGAUUCAGGCACAACUCCACCCUCAUCAGGCACCGGCGCAUCCACACGGGGGAGAGGCCCUACGAGUGUCCCCAGUGUGGACAGAGCUUUAGCCAGAGCUCAGAGCUGGUGGUCUGUGAGAAGCUUCAUGAUGGGGAGCAGCCCUACAAGUGCUUGGAGUGUGGGAAGAGCUUCAGGCAGAGCAGCAGCCUGAUCCACCACCAGAUGAUCCACACUGGGGAAUGGGCCUACGAGUGUGGGGAAUGUGGGAAGGGCUUCAGCUACAGAUCCACCCUUGUGACCCACCAACGCAUCCACACUGGGGAGAAGCCCUAUGAGUGUCCUGAGUGCCAGAAGAGGUUUCAGAUCAGCUCAGAUCUCCUCAGACACCAGCGGAUUCACACCGAUGAGAGGCCCUUCUGCUGCCCAGAUUGUGGGAAGGGCUUCAAGCGCAAUUCCCACCUCAUCACCCACCAGCGCAUCCACACUGGGGAGAGGCCCUACGAGUGCUGCACGUGUCAGAAGAGGUUUCAGACCAGCUCAAAUCUCCACCUGCAUGAGCGGAUUCACAAUGAGGAGAGGUCCUUCCGCUGCCCCGACUGUGGGAAGGGCUUCAAGCACAACUUCACCCUCGUCAGGCACCAGCGCAUCCACACUGGGGAGAGGCCGUAUGAGUGCGCCACAUGUGGGAAGGGAUUCACCCAGAGCUCUGACUUGACCAGACACCAACGGAAGCACCAGGGGGAAAGACCCACCCUGUGCCAGGAAAAUGGACAGAGCUUCAGGCAGGGAUCGGAGCUGGUGGUCCAUAAGCAGCUUCAUGAUGGGGAGAAGCCCUACAAGUGCUUGGAGUGUGGGAAGAGCUUCAGAUGGAGCAGCACCCUGAUCUGCCAUCAGAUGAUCCACACUGGGGAAUGGCCCUACGAGUCUGGGGAGUGUGGGAAGGGCUUCAGCUACAGAUCCACCCUUGUGACCCACCAACGCAUCCACACUGGGGAGAGGCCCUAUGAGUGUCCUGAGUGUCAGAAGAGAUUUCAGACCCGCUCCAAUCUCCUCAGGCACCAAAGGAUUCACACCGAUGAGAGGCCCUUCCUCUGCCCUGACUGCGGGAAGGGCUUCAAGCGCAAUUCCCACCUCGUCACCCACCGUCGCAUCCACACUGGGGAGAGGCCCUACGAGUGCUGCACGUGUCAGAAGAGGUUUCAGACCAGCUCAAAUCUCCGCCUGCAUGAGCGCAUUCAUACAGAGGAGAGGCACUUCUGCUGCCCUGACUGUGGGAAGGGCUUCAAGAACAACUUCACCCUCGUCAGGCACCAGCACAUCCACACUGGGGAGAGGCCCUACGAGUGUCCCCAGUGUGGGAAGAGCUUCACCCAGAGCUCUCACUUGACCAGACACCAAUGGAGUCACUGGUAA